AGUGCAAUGAAACAAAUUGAAUGCUGCUUGUUACAAUAACGGCAAAGCGAGUUUAGGUUUCCAGCAAAGCCUGUCGAUGUGGCUCGGCAAGGCUUUGACUUCGUAAUCAACAGUGAGUAAGACAGGACUCAGAGUAGGCUUGAUUAGAAGAUAACCGACAGUGACGAAUGACUACGUUACGUUCUUCCAGACUCGACUACUCGAUCAACAAGAAAUGGAGCCGAGGUUGCUGAUCCUACUCACUGUCAGCAUUCUGCUGUGUGAAGUUCAGAGAAGUUUGGCUGACAAAGGCAAGCGAUGGAAGAAGCAACUGGACCAAAUAGAGGAAGCUGUACGAAACUACAAGCCAUGCAGUCAACACAACUGCAGCUGCCACCUUGGAGUCCUGAAGGCAGAUCUCAAGCCAUUUCACUCUGGAGUGUCAGAGUCUCUUAUGAUGGAGACAGUCCGUCGAGGAGUUGGUACGCACUACCAGAUCAUCAACCACAAGCUGUACAGAGAACAGAAUUGCAUGUUCCCUGCCAGAUGCAGUGGAGUGGAGCACUUCAUUCUGCAGGUGAUUGACAGGCUUCCUGACAUGGAGAUGGUGAUCAAUGUGCGAGACUACCCGCAGGUGCCCCAUUGGGCCCAGCCUGCCCUCCCUGUUCUGUCCUUCAGCAAGACACCAGACUACCAGGACAUCAUGUACCCUGCCUGGACCUUCUGGGAGGGAGGGCCUGCUGUGUGGCCCAUCUAUCCCACUGGACUGGGCCGAUGGGACCUCAUGAGGGAUGACCUGCAGAAAUCAGCGGCACAGUGGCCAUGGAAAAAGAAACGCUCCAAGGGAUUCUUCAGAGGCUCAAGAACCAGCGCUGAGCGGGACCCUCUGAUCCUGCUCUCCAGGGGGCAGCCGGAGCUUGUGGACGCCGAGUACACCAAGAACCAGGCCUGGAGGUCAGAGAAGGAUACUCUCGGGAGACCACCUGCUAAAGAGAUUUCCCUAGUCGAGCAUUGUGAAUACAAAUAUCUCUUUAAUUUCCGUGGCGUGGCUGCCAGCUUCCGGCUAAAGCACCUCUUCCUGUGUGGCUCGCUGGUUUUCCAUGUCGGGGAGGAGUGGCUGGAGUUCUUUUACCCACAGCUCCGCCCGUGGGUGCACUACAUCCCUGUCAAACAGGAUCUGUCCGAUGUCAGAGAUUUGUUGCAGUUUGUGAAAGAGAAUGACAAUGUGGCCGAAGUCAUUGCCAAGAGAGGUGAGCGCUUCAUCCUGGAUCACCUAAGGAUGAGUGAUGUUUCCUGCUACUGGGAGCAUCUGCUCAGCCAGUUUGCCCAGCUGCUACAGUACCGGCCCACCAGACGACCCAACUACAAUCAGAUCACCCACAGGCCCGGCCACGGCGAACUCUGACCCGGAGGACCUGACCUCCGAGACACGUGAGGCCAUGUCCUCCUCUUGUCCAUUAGGCUGCUCAUAUACCAUUUCCUGCUCCUCCCCCUCUGUGCUUCACCAGGGCAGCUUAUGCAGAAUUGGCAUCAUGCAUCAUUUUCUCAGCUUUAAAGAGUACAUUUUCUCAGCUUUAAAGAGCAGCCAUAAUGUCUAAUAACCCGUCCUAUUCAUGAGUUUCAUCAGGUCCCUUUCCACAGGUGUUUUAAUCAAGCAACAUAGUUUGCAUUGAUAAUCAAGGUGCUUGAUUUUAUACACCUGUGGAAAGGGACCUGAUGAAACCAUGAAUACUGUACAAGCAAAACUCAAAAUUCUGGAUGAUUCCUGGUGUAUGUUUUUUUUUUGUACUUCUACUUUUAGCUAAAUAUUGAAAUAAUACAUUAGUGGGCUUUUGUUUACAUGUGUAAGAGGUCAUAUAGUGUGUGAGAUUGUAGUAAUUGAGAUUUAAUUCCUGUUGAGCAGAAACACUUGGUAUCUAAGAAUGGUCUGCACUAGGGUUUCUGUUGUACUCUCAGGAUGUGAAAGUGAAUGUCUCCCGGCAACAAAAGAAUUUUACAGUUCUAGCGAUUGUGAACGGUGAACUAGAGAACGUCUUAAUACAAGAAUAUGGAGUCUGUAUGAAACAUGUUCUCUACCAAAAGAGAUUGUUGUACGAACAUUGGUCAGUGGCAGUGACGCAAGGUACAUGAACAAAGUGAUGCUGAUUUUCGCUAUUGCUUAAAUAGCGUCAUACAUGCUAUGCUUUCAACUGGCAAGCUUUUUAAAAAGACUUUUCUGUUCUUUGUUAUGGUUUUUUAUUUACGGCUUCUUGCCUUUAGGCCAACAGCCAAACUCACACAUUGGCUGAUCGAGACCUUUGAUGACAGCACAACUUUAACUGCCAUUUUCUGCACUGGUUUUUAUGAAAGUGACGGUAUUACUGAUAGAUAUCAAAUGUCUGCUUCAUUUUGGUGUGUAUUCACAAUUCUGUUUAACAUCAAUGAGUUGGGGGCGCUUAAGUUGACAUUAGUGAUAUCAUGUUGGUGUAUGGUGGACAUUUUAUAUCUUUAUCAGAUCAUUCAACCACCCAGCACCUGAGAGGUGGGUGUACACAAGCUGGAUAUUUCUGGGCAGUUCUGGCAAUUCUGGAGAUUCAUCAUUUAAAAACAGUGCCGAUGCAGUAAUAAUUGUUGAGCACAACAGGAGUUUAUUUGCGUCUCGGACAUCAAUCUGCAACAUCCUGACACGCUUUUUUUCCAUCCCUCUCAAGUGCCAUGAGAGACCACUUUAGCGUGCUCUAGUUUGACACGGCAACAUUACACGCGGGGGUGCUGCUAACAUAAAGCUCGUCACAUGUCUGUUGCCACUAGUGAAUACACAGAUACACUGUUGUUGUUUGAAUUCUCUAUUUGUAAAGACCUGUAUGGACCACAUUGGUACCAGGUCGCUGUGGUGCUGAAUGUCCGCUCAGAACAACCUUAGUGUACUACAUGUGCUGUAUUUAGACACAUCUAAAGGCGUUGCCACACAACACCUGGGCCGCGUUUCCCAGAUUCGUUAAAGAAACUAAGAAGCUUAAGCGCUAAGAAUCUUAGGAGUGUUCUUAGAAUGUUCUUAGAGCGCUCCUAAGAACUUCUUACCACUUAAGAGCCUCUUAACGAAUCUGGGAAACGCAGCCCUGGCCUUGACUAUAGUAAUUGUUUGUUAUCACAAGCGUGUUCUAUUUGUAUAUUGGUGAUGUAAUAUCAUGAUGUAUGCCAAAUAGUGAGAGAAGGGAGAUGUUAAAUCUAAUUUUCCACUCUCACUGUGCAGUACAUUAUAUUUUUCUAUGUUUUAUUUAAAACAGUUUUCCAAUGGUUGAGAUUAAUUAAUUUUCUGACUAGAACCACUGUGCUUUUCUGUACAAUAAAACAUGUCAUUU
Messenger RNA from Sardina pilchardus (European sardine), 3320 nucleotides. RefSeq names its product protein O-glucosyltransferase 1 (gene poglut1). Bases 215 to 1384 code for a protein of 389 amino acids. Gene Ontology annotation, cellular component: endomembrane system. The record is from RefSeq and is a predicted model, not a curated record. Gene Ontology annotation, biological process: positive regulation of Notch signaling pathway; protein O-linked glycosylation. The transcript is spliced from 11 exons. NCBI's taxonomy places the organism in Eukaryota, Metazoa, Chordata, Actinopteri, Clupeiformes, Clupeidae. Gene Ontology annotation, molecular function: UDP-xylosyltransferase activity; UDP-glucosyltransferase activity.